Messenger RNA from Symbiodinium sp. CCMP2592, 1665 nucleotides. NCBI's taxonomy places the organism in Eukaryota, Dinophyceae, Suessiales, Symbiodiniaceae. The record is from the annotation of a GenBank genome assembly.
AUGAGCACGUGGCCACUGAACUGGCUUCCGGCAGGUGCCACAGCCGACGGCUCACCGCCAGUGUGGGGCAUCUGGCCUGAAGAGACUUUGGUCGACCCGACAGCCCACGAGUUGGAAUUCGAUUUUGGACACGGUCUGCAGUUCCGCCUCCUUCAGCGCCCCGAAAGCUUCGCCUCGCAACGUGCCGGGACGUCUCUUUCGUGCGCACCCACCGAGAGAGGGCGGCGAACCGGCUGCAUGGUCUGGGAUGGGGCCGCCGUCCUCGCCGGGAUGCUCUCUGCUGCCGAGAGGAGCUCCCAGGAACAUCCAGGCCGGGAAGCCCUGGGAUCCUGGAGAUCCGCCGCAAGAACGCGAGGGAUACUUGAGCUGGGAGCCGGUGAGGGGGGGCUCCCCGGAAUGCUGGCCUCGCGGGCCUUUGGCUGCCAGGCGAUCCUGACAGACCUGGAGGAUGUCGUGCCGCAGCUGGCGCAAAACGUAGCGCUGAACUCUUCAACUGCCCUUGUCCAGGCCCUGCAUUGGGGGAAAGAUGCUGCAGUGGAGUGGCCAGGGGCCUUUUAUCCACCCUUCGGCCUCCUCCUCGCCGCGGACUGUCUCUACGACACCGGGAACGUUCCGCCCUUUGUGGACUCCCUCUGCGCCCUCUCCGGCCCGGAGAGCGAGGCCCUGGUCUCUUUCGACACCGCCCUGGGCCGUUGGGGCGCUUAUUCCGCCUUUGAAGCCCUCGUUCGGGAGCGCUGGGCCUCGGUGGAGGAGCUGCCGCUGGCGUGGCAGCAUCCCAGGUUCCGGAAGCACGAGGUGAAGAUCUUUCGACUCGCGUUUCCGAUCCUUCCCAUUGCGUCCCUGGCGGUGCCGCAGUCGAAAGAUGUGUCGAGCUCGGCGUUGCUCACGGACACCGCGAAGCGGUUCGUUCGUGCGGAGGAGUCGGAUCCAUUGCCUCUGCAGCAGAAGCCCAGGGGAGAUCCCCGUGAGUAUCAGUAUGCGGUGCUAAGCAACGGCCUGCAAGUGGUGAACAUCUUCGAUCCCAACUCGACGCAGGCGGCGGUCUCCGUGGCCACCUCCGUCGGCUCUCUGUCAGAUCCAAAGGACUUCGACGGCCUGGCGCACCUCACGGAGCACGCCAUGUUCCUGGGCUCCGAGAAGUUUCCAGAACAGUCGGGCUUCGACGUUUGGUUGGCAGAACGUGGGGGCUUCUCAAACGCGUACACUGCGGAGGAGCAGACCGUCUACUAUGUCGCGCUGAACGAGGAGGAUUUCGAGGCCUGCCUGGAUCGCUACGCCGACGUUUUCCUUGCGCCGCUCUUCAAGGCCUCGUGGAUCUGGGACGAGGUCUCUGCUGUGGACAGCGAGCACAGCAAGAACCGCAACAGCCAGGACUGGAGGCUCCAGGAGUUGAUCCGAUACCACGCGGACGAGCGCAGCCCAAUGCACCGCUUCCACACUGGGAGCCGGGAGACGCUGCAGCGAACGUCCAAGGAGACGCUGGCAGCGGAGAUCCAGGCUUUCUUUGCUGCAAACUACUGCCCACCAAGGCUUACCAAGCAAUGCCCACGUCGACACCAGCACGCCAUCACAAGUAAGGAUACCUCGGACCAAGAUAGCGACGAGGAGGACACCUCGGACAGCCCUUCCUCGCCGGCAUGCAACAUGACCCGCGGCAUCCACUAA